UGUAGGCUAGAGCCGCGUAACGUCUCCUGGCCAUGAAGUUUGUGUGGGGAGUCAGAUGACCACAAACUUUUUCCAUUGCGAGUCAAUUCCCCUGUUGAAUGCAACUAGGCACGUAUAUGCAGUUUAAAUGUAAAAACGCUUUCUUUAGGUCUCUCAGGGUCCAUAAAAAAAAAAAAAAAAGAUCUGAAGACAUUUUCCGAUACACUGGCGGUAGAAGAAACCUCAGGAGGAGUAAGAAGAAAGAAAAAUUCAUGAAUAUUUAAAACUACUAUUAAAUAUUCUUCAGACCUAAGGCUACUUGAUGAAUAUACACUCAUUCAGAGUGUAAACUUUGAGCGUAACACCUCGCUCAGUCCCCUGUUGCUAAAUAGCCUAUAGAACGUUUUGUCAUCAUGGGUGACUGGAGUGCCUUAGCAAAGCUGCUGGACAAAGUCCAAACAUACUCCACAGCUGGCGGAAAAGUAUGGCUCUCAGUUCUCUUCAUCUUCCGGAUCCUGGUGCUGGGGACUGCAGUGGAGUCAGCCUGGGGGGACGAGCAGUCUGCUUUUGAGUGCAACACGCAGCAACCUGGCUGUGAGAAUGUCUGCUAUGACAAGUCUUUUCCCAUCUCCCAUGUGCGCUUCUGGGUUCUUCAGAUUAUAUUUGUUUCUGUGCCCACCCUUCUGUACCUCAGCCAUGUGAUCUACCUCAUGCACAAGGAGGUGAAACUGAAAAAUAAAGAGGAGAUCUUGAGAGCCUUACAGGGUAAGGGAAGAGAUGUGCAUGCUUACCUGAAGAAAAUUGAAACUAAGAGGUUUAAGUAUGGCCUAGAAGAAACUGGGAAGAUCAAAAUGAGAGGAGGCUUAUUUUACACGUAUAUAGUGAGCAUUGUAUUAAAAUCGGUUUUUGAGGUUGGAUUUUUGUUGAUACAGUGGUACCUUUAUGGAUUCCGGUUGUCAGCUGUUUACACAUGUGAGGGGUUUCCAUGCCCUCAUAAAAUCGAUUGCUUCCUGUCACGUCCUACGGAGAAGACCAUUUUUAUCAUAUUUAUGUUGGUGGUCUCCCUGAUCUCACUGGGACUUAAUGUCUUUGAAUUUGUGUAUGCAGUCUUUAAGAGAAUGAAGGACCAAAUAAAAGAGUUGGAGAAGCAGUUUGACAGCAACAGUAACUUCAGGCCUUGCUCUGGAGACGUGUCCAGCGGUUACAAAUACUACAGCCACUGCUCAGCCCCAGCUUCCAAUCUUGGUUACAACCUAAACACAGUGGACAAAUCAAACUCCUCAGACAAUUUUGUCAAUGAGCAGAACUGGACUAACUACAGCACGGAGCAAAACCAGCUGGAUCAGAGGAACUACUGCCCAUCCCAGGCUUUUGGGUACUCAGAGAAGAUGGCUCUAGGAAAGGAUCUUGUUCUUCUUAAACAGCUUGACCCUCACCCGCACAGUCGAUCCAGCAGUCGUGCAAGGCCCGAUGACCUUGACAUCUAGGAGCCCAAGCAGUAACCUUCUUAAAUCUCACAGAUGGUUUUUGUUGAGUCUAUGGGACAUUUACAGCAUUUAGCUGACACUUUUAUCCAAAGCAACUUACAAUUAUGACUGAGUACAACUUGAGCAAUUG
Molecule: messenger RNA, 1596 nt
Organism: Electrophorus electricus (electric eel)
Lineage: Eukaryota; Metazoa; Chordata; Actinopteri; Gymnotiformes; Gymnotidae
Gene: gja1a
Product: gap junction protein alpha 1a
Biological process (GO): heart development; cell communication by electrical coupling; cell-cell signaling
Cellular component (GO): connexin complex
Molecular function (GO): gap junction channel activity
Source: RefSeq, a predicted model, not a curated record